UCGCGAAGCUGAAGAUCGGAAGACCGGAAGCCAUGUUGUGAUGUCCGAGAAUUUGUCGACGAGAACCAGAGCCAAAUGAUGAUGAUGAUGAUGAUAAAGGUAAAAUGGAGGCGAUGAAGAUUUGAUCGUGUCGCUUCCGGCCUCCGUUUGAGUGAGAACGACGACAGCAGAACGACGUCGACGAAACCCAACAAACACAUGCAGGCUGCCGGAUGGCGUUCGCGUCUCGCUUCUCGCGCUCGCGCAGCACGUCGCCGUCGCCGUCGGCCGCUCGCCGGCGCGAAUCUCCGCCCGUCAGCGUGUCGGAGCUCCAACGACUCCUGAGCAGCGGCAAGACGGCCUGCAACCACGCCGACGAGGUCUGGCCCGGACUCUACAUCGGAGAUCAAAACAUGGCGUCGGACCACCGUGAGCUGGCACGCGUGGGCAUCACUCACAUCGUCAACUGCGCCCAGAGCAAAUGGCGCGGCGGCGGCGCCGACUGCUACGCGGGCAUGAACGUGACGUACUUGGGCAUCGAGGCGCACGACUCGCCCGCCUUCGACAUGACCAAAAACUUUUAUCCCGCCGCCGACUUCGUACACAAAGCGCUCACCAGAGGAGGCAAGGUUCUGGUCCACUGCGCAGUGGGCCUGAGCCGCUCGGCCACGCUGGUGCUGGCCUACCUGAUGAUCCGGCAGAACCUGACCCUGGUGGAGGCCAUCAAGACCGUCAAGGACCGCCGCGGGGUCACGCCCAACCGAGGAUUCCUGCGCCAGCUCAAUGGCCUGGACGGCAUCCUGCGCGAGAGUCGCCGCACGGCCGACGCGCAAGUGAGCUAAUGCGGAGCUAAUGCUAAUGUCACAAUGUGCGUUAACGCCACUGAAAAUCAAUUCGGCUACUAACUGCCAGGAUGAUGACGACAGGCGCAAUAGUGCUCAGUCAGGUUUUCGCUAACUGCUAAUGCUAAUGAAAAUGCUAAUGUGAACUAAUGCUCAGCUCCCAAAUCAUCCUUGACAAAAAAAAAAAACAUUUCACAAUUACCUCCAGCAUCGUGUCGUUGACACGUUUCUUUGUGACGUUCCGUGUAAUUCCACCGCAACAAACAAGCAACCAAGUUGUGGAAUUGGUGUUAAAAGUGUCAACGUGGAUUGACAUAUGCUCAUUUUAUUGUUUUACUUACACCAAUAACAGAACUAGAAGAGUUAUGGAGUGUUUAGCAACAGACGUUAACUUGCAAGUAGCAUAGCACGAGCAAACCAGGUUUCUUAAGAUGGAAUGCUAAAACUCAAAAAUAUUUAUGGUAAAAGGUCUUAUUUUCACAGGAAAGGACGACACAAAUAUGUAAACAUUUGACAGGAAAUGCUAUAUGCUAUCGUAUUUUUAAGAGCAAUGGUAUAUUAGUACAGACAAACUGUUGCUAAUAGCUAACGUUUCCACCAGACAUUCGCGUGACAUUAAAAUGUAUCACAUGAAUGAUAUCAGCUACUAACUGCCCGGGUGAAGACGACAGGCGCUAAAGUGCUAAGUCAGGUUAGCGCUAACUAGUGCUAAUGCUAAUGAAAAACAAUAAGCACGAGCUCAUGCUCAGCUUUUGAAUCAGCUUGACCCAAAAAAAUAUUUUUCACAAUUACAAUGAUAUAUUUUUGUGACAUUCUGUGUAAUUUCACCGCAACAAAGAAGCUAACGACAACAAACAUAAAUCAGUGUUUACAGUGUCAAAUACUUAUUUUAUUGUUUUUCUUCAUGUGCUUGUCAUUUUUGAAGGAAAACGCAUCACAAAUAUGUAAACAUUUGACAGGACAUUUAACAUGUCCACUGGGCAUUAGCAUGAUAUCAAAACAUUCCAUAUGCAUGAAAUCAGCUACUAACUGCCUGAAUGAUGAUAACAGGUGCUGAAGUGCUAGGUAAGGUUAGCACUAACGGCUAACGCUAAUGAAAAACAACUUUAGAAUCUGCUCAACAAAAAAUAGAUUUUACGUUACGUUAUCACAUGUACUUAGGCAUCGUGUUAGUUAUGUUUUUUUUUUUUUAUUUGCUCCAUGUGACUUCACAACAACAAAGCUAGUUAGCUUAGCGAUAAUGUAAACAGUUGAAUUUAUUUAAUCAGGAGUGUAUAAUGCUGAUUUUGUUUUUCUCCACAACUAACACCAGAUGGAUAUUAGCUGCUGACAUUCGCUUGAACAUAGCAUAGCACAAGCUAAUCUGGUUUCCCGCUAAAGCUAAUCAACACGCUUGACGUUUUCACACAAACCCAAAAAAAAAACGCGUCACAAAUACGUAAAGCAUUUGAUGGCGAAUGCUAACUGUUAGCUUAGCAAAGACUAAUGAAGUGUUUUGAAGAGGAGAGCUUGUUUGUUAGCAUGUUAUCUCCUGUGUUGUUGUGGUUUGUUGUGAUUUUAAACUGCCGAUGUUAAUGUUUGUGUUAGCUGGCCACCUGGGGACCAACAUGUGACCUUUGUGUCCUUUUAUCCAUGUUAGCAUAUUUUCCUAUUUGUAAUAGUAAAAACUGUGUCACAAUUUAAUUUUAACUUGAACGUUAAUAGCAAAUGUGCUCAUAUUGAUGUGUGGAUGUCAAAACGUGUUGUCUGGUUCUGUGUUGUGAUUGGUUGCCUCUUUAUAUCGAUUUACUUUUUAUUUUCCAUAAGUAUUUUAUUUCUGAGAACAUUUUUGAUUUCUUGUUUGCCUUAUAGACUUUUCCUUCUAUGUUGAACAAUUUCUAUUCCAAACUGCCUGCUCUCAAUAAACUUUUCCUUUUGGUCAAAUAA
This is a messenger RNA of Phyllopteryx taeniolatus (common seadragon), 2747 nucleotides long. Its product is annotated as dual specificity protein phosphatase 26-like. Gene Ontology annotation, molecular function: protein tyrosine/serine/threonine phosphatase activity; MAP kinase phosphatase activity. Gene Ontology annotation, cellular component: cytoplasm. Gene Ontology annotation, biological process: negative regulation of MAPK cascade; protein dephosphorylation. NCBI's taxonomy places the organism in Eukaryota, Metazoa, Chordata, Actinopteri, Syngnathiformes, Syngnathidae. The transcript is spliced from 4 exons. The record is from RefSeq and is a predicted model, not a curated record. Bases 213 to 821 code for a protein of 202 amino acids.